ACGCCCGCAGGUAAGGCGCCUGCAGCUCGCUGUGUCUGAUACUUGCAGCUCUUACACUUGCGUGUUUUUUGUUACAGUUGCAUUAUUGCGCAACAAGUUUUCACAAGCUUCGUCACUUCGGGAUUUAUCGCCAUGACUCCGCGGUGAGUCGUUGAAGGUGCAGUUGGACCCCGUCAAUGGAAAACCCCGCAGGAGAGCGUGCACAUAAAAGGUCCAAACUCCUGCAAAUGGAAGCUGAAGGAGAUUCGAGCGAGUUUACCGGCGGACAGACACCGAGACAGAGAGACGCACAGCCGCCCUGACAGACAUGAACACUCUGAUAGCCGUCGCUCUAUUGCACUGCUUCCUGUUUGCAGUUUUGGUUCAAUCAGCUCCCGUCGGCAUGGCGUCCGACCCUCCGCCGGCGUUCAGGGAAGCAGCUGAGCGAGCGAAGACGCUGGUGGAGAAAAUCUUGAGAGACCUCCCCGGCAUGCACACCGCCACCGUCAACACAGAGGGUUUGACCUUUGACCCCUCCACCCAGACCACAAACCUGCAGAUGAUGGUGACCUCACUGGGCAUCCCUGCCGCCCCCGUCCUCAAACCGCUGUCCGAACGCUUCACACUGGACAUGUGUGUGAGUCGUAUGUUGGUGGGCGGUCGGUUGUACCAGGGGCUGCUGGGAGUUUUGUCUGAAAGACUGAGCGGACUGAAGGACCUGCGGGCCGACCUCAGAGACCUGCUGACACACAUCAACAAGAUGAAGGAGGUGGCUCAGCUUGGCGGCGACAGUUUGGAUCAGAACCAGAGUCUGGAUCUGGCCUCUCGUCUCCACGGUAACUACGAGGUCCAGGUGGCGGUCCACCUGACGCUGACGCAGCUCCGUUCCUUCUGUCACGACCUGAUCCGCAGCCUGAGAGCCGUCGCCACCUACAGGCCCCAGUCUGCAGGUGCACGCUAAGCCCCGCCCGCCAGGGGAUGACACAGCGCUGCGUUCAAGGACAAAUGGGAAAAAUCAGCAUCACUUGGACGGAGCUAAAGCCGAUAAAACAAAGAAAGCUGAGGCAUCCGAAGGUUGUGUACCCGCUGGGGGAGGCUGCAGUGCCUCAUGGGAGAAACUUUAUCGAUCAUCCAUCAGUUAUUGACAGUCAAACAAAAUCACGUCUUUUUUUUUCCGUCGGGAGUUGCCGUACAUCAGCAUCACCGACACAUGACGGGAUCAGACCUGUCUUUGUCCUGUCAGGUGUUUCCAUCACAAACCUCCAGGACAAAGUGUAAAGAGACAUUAGACAGCAGAGGAACUCAGCAGCAUCCUGCCGUCGUCAGAGCUUAAAGAACUCAAAUAUUUUGCUUCUGGGGCAACCAGACGCACAACAUAAUAAAAAUUCUAUUUAUUUUUAUAGAGUAGACAAGAAUAAAAUACAAACAAUCCAGUCAUUUAUAAAAAGUGGUGAGAAAUCCUCAGCCGCCCUGUAUCAGUAGUAACAACGGACAUUCAGCCGAAAAGUCCAAAAUAUUUCGAAGUGGACAAAGUAGAAAAAGUUCGGGACAGUAAACUCGGUUCCGUCUCUGAGUUUUAUUUGCCAACGCGUAUAAAGUUCAGAGUUUUUGUCCUCAUAAAUGAAAUCGCAACGCUGUCUCGACCUCAGUCUGUCAGAGCAGGCGUGUUUCGGUCAGUGCGUCCAGUCACUGAACGAAGCUGCCGUCCUGAACUUUUCCUACUCUCGAUAACACAAACAUCCCCUUUCUGAGGACGGAGCGCUCUGCAUGACAGAAGCAGCAGCACUUCUCUUUCACCAUACAACUAGUGCAGAUUUGCUUUAACCUCAAAACAAUUAUUCUUCUGGACUUUGGUGGCUCCGUGAAUUAGAAAACAGGAGAACCAGAAAAAUACUAAAAAACUAUGGACAGGCUAAAGAUGAAGUUAAUGUUUAUGAUAUCUGUGCAGGAAAGACACGAAAACAACUGCGGGCUCGGCGAAAUCAGCAGAACAGAUGUUAUUACCCACAGCUUUGUGGAAACUGCAAACAUGUCAACAAGUCAGGAAACGUUCUACUGAAAGCGGCCGCUGAGUGGAACGUCUUUGUGCAGAGACAACCUUUGGGGAGUCUGCAGGAGGGUGACGUCUGUCCCUUAAGCCUGAGGAUUUAUUUAUUCAUUUAUUUAUUCUGAUGUGUUUGGGCAGCAUGCAACGAGUCUAAACAGAGGACUCUGAGACCACGACGCCCCAGGUCGUCUCUAAACCUGACGUUUUAUCGUGGCAGUCGACUGCUCUGUGAUCAGUUUCCUGCUCAGUAUCUGAGGCUCUGGAUCCGGUCGCCUCAGUCUGAACGUUUCCCCCGAGCUUCUCAUCGGCUCCGCAGCCACCCAGGAGAUAUCCCUGAGUGCUUUGUGUGUCGCAGCUCGUCGGCCUCGUCUCUCAGUCGGAGGAUCAAAGCUCUGCCUCGUGUCUUUCAGAAAACAAUCGGCAGGAAUGUAAAUGAGCCGGACUGGGACUCAAACCCUUUCAGGGAUGAAGAAAGAGAUGCAGGUCUGAACCUGCUCGACUCUCUGAGCACACACCUGGCCUGCUGCUCUCUUUUCUCUUUACAUCUUUCAUCACACGCAGCCUUUCUGUCAAAUUCUGCAGCAUUUUCAAAAGCCGCCAAAGUAAAAGUCCCGAAGCUGCAGGUCGACACAGAAAAACAACUUGCAGACGUUGGAGGAGUUGAAAUCAGAGACUCGGAGACGAACUGCUGCAGUGAAAGAAGAAAGAGACUCCUUGCUUCGCUCUCUUUCCGGUUACUAAACUGUCACCCGCCUGUCGAUUCUGAAACAUUUCAGCUGAAAGUUAGUUUCUUUACUUUCCGCGGCACCAGUAACUGCUGCACGCUCACAUUUUAGGUCACAACAUCAGGAAAAGUCUGAUUUUUUAAGCUCAGAUUGGCUCUUCAGCGUCAGAUCGGUCACAGAUACAACAAAGAUGAUUAUUUCUUCAUUUUCAACAAUCAGAGCUGCAGCGAUGAGGCGGUCGAUCAACGGCUCAGUGGCAACCAAAGGUUCCAGCAGCAGUUUUUAUAAUCGAUGAGUUGUUUGAGCAGAAAAUUGGACUCUGAGAAACAUUUUUCAAUUUUAAUCAUCAGAAGAAUCAAUAAUGAAAUGAAUCGUUGGUUGCAGCUGUAAUCAGAAUUAAAUAUUGUUCUGCAGUCGUAUCAGAGCUGCUCAUUGAAAGGAAUCACUUCCUGCUGCUGCUAUUCCAAAUUAAAGGCUGCUCCGCUGCAAAUCCAAAUGGCAGCUUUGAUUGUGAAGCAGCAACAGGAAACGUGACAUAUUCAUCACAGAGGUUGACUCUGCUUCUGCUUCUGCUGUUCGCUAAAACUUCACGUGAACAGCUUCUGAUCGGAGAUUUAUCAUUUUUAUCAUUUUAUUUAUUAUUGAUAUUUAUUCGGUAUUUAUGGUGAAAUAUUUAUUGCUCUACUGUUUCUGUUAUACGUGUUUGUGUGAAUCAUUUUAUUCUGGAGGUCUUGGUCAAGCGGUUCGUCGACCCUCGGGUCGUGACCUCAUGCGUGGUCGCAGCGGACUGAAAGAAUAGUAUUGAUCUGAUGUAUUUUCAGUAUCAAAGGAGGGACUUUUACAACGGGGUCAAAGGCCAGAGGAGGCUGAGGAACGCUGCUGCGUCUGUUUAAGCUGAAGUGCAGAGAAGGACGAGAGAGGUUUAACAUAAGCAGAGAGAGAGAGAAUCCCAGAGUCCUAAAGGAAGUGAAAAUUUUCUCAGGUUGAGCAAGGUCAGCGAUGACGUCAGAGGCGUGUGCGUGUUUGAACACGAGUAUUUAUGUGUUUCUAUCUCAGAACAGACGUGUUCAGAUGUGAGACUGAAACAGGAAGUCCCUGUUGAAGUAAACCCCAUGGGUGAACGGAUUUCUAUCCUUUAUUUAUUUUUAUUUAUGAAGAAACAGAUUUUUAUUUAACUUCUCUUCACUUUCUUUCCAAUCACGGAGAAGUAUUUAUUGUGUUCACUGUGAUUUCUAAAACCUAAUCAGGAGUCUGUGCUCAUGUACUUUGAUUUCUAUGAUAAUAAAAACAGU
Messenger RNA from Xiphias gladius (swordfish), 4043 nucleotides. RefSeq lists its product as uncharacterized. The coding region runs from base 308 to 940 and encodes 210 amino acids. Gene Ontology annotation, cellular component: extracellular region. NCBI's taxonomy places the organism in Eukaryota, Metazoa, Chordata, Actinopteri, Istiophoriformes, Xiphiidae. The record is from RefSeq and is a predicted model, not a curated record. The transcript has 5 exons. Gene Ontology annotation, biological process: immune response. Gene Ontology annotation, molecular function: cytokine activity.